AUGGUACAGCCCGUCCCAUGGGGCGACUGGGAUAUCGUCCUCCCCGGCGCCGUAUCGGGUAUCGCAACAGGCAUGGCAUACUACUGGGAAUACCUCAUGAAAGCCAUCCUGGGGAGUAUCGGUUUUGGCGAACUCGGUCCCAUCGCCGGUACGUCCCUCUCUCCCCUUGCUCCUCCCUCCUUCACGGUCGCCUCGCCUCCCUCUACCAAAUCCUACAUCCGCCAAAUCGCCGCCCGCGGUAUCUUUGCAACCCUCCAAAGCGCCGCCAUGGGCGGUUACGGAGAGGCCAUCAUCGGCACCAUGAUCCGCCUGUCUUUUGGCUCUAUGGCGGUCGUCUCUGGCGGUCUCGUCAUUAUCCCUCUUGCCGUUGAUUUGUUAGAGUACUAUGAGGGGGUUGAUAAUGUCAAGGACCUGGCGGUGCUGGUGUUUCAUCAGGCGGAAGAUGGAUGGAGGUGGAUUAAAGUGCAUAUAGGGGAGGCGUUGAGAAAGCGGCACCUCGAGACUGGGAAAGCCCUCCAAGGGCGGUUUGUCGACACCCGUGCCACGAUCGACUUUGCUCUCAAGGAAGCCAUCCGGCUCCGCGACGAUGUUGACCAUGCGACAUCCGACCUUUGGGGCGGUGCGGCCGAAGACGCUCGUCGUAUCAUCGAGCUCGCCAACGACCUCGAAAACCAAGACCAAGCGUCCCUCAUCCGCCUCGGUAAAGCAUUUGGGGACAAGCUCCGAGAAGAGCUUCGGAGGGAGCAGGCUGAAUGGGCUAUGAUCCGAGAAGGGAUACAGGGACUGGUUGAAGUGGUGAAAGAUGGUUGGAAGGGCGUUUUGGGAUGGUGGACGAAUUGGCGAACGCCCGAGUUGGUGCAUAUCUGGUCUAUCGACUCUCGUUCUCUCCAGAACUCCACCGAAUCUACCAGCUCUCUUUCGACCGGGGCCGAGGCAGACAGCUUUGCCCAGUCACCUUCAACUCUUCCUGCCGAUAUCACCCCCGCCGAACUCCUCCUCGCUCCCCAUGAUCCCACCUCUCUCAACUCCCAACCCUCUCCUCUCCUCGGUCACCACUUCAGCCCCUCCACCGAGGCUCUCCACCUCAGCCUCGUUGGCGUCUUUGUGGUGCUCUUUUUUGCUGGGGGACUCUCUGCCUACCUGAGAAAGUUGAGGAGUUCGAAGAAGGAGAAGAAGGCGUUGAGGGUCAGGAAAGCGUCUUAUGGCAGUAUCGAUGCGUAG
Molecule: messenger RNA, 1221 nt
Organism: Cryptococcus wingfieldii CBS 7118
Lineage: Eukaryota; Fungi; Basidiomycota; Tremellomycetes; Tremellales; Cryptococcaceae
Exons: 2
Coding region: 1-1221 (406 amino acids)
Source: RefSeq, a predicted model, not a curated record